Cladophialophora immunda is the source of this 3918-nucleotide messenger RNA. RefSeq lists its product as uncharacterized. Gene Ontology annotation, molecular function: ATP binding; protein serine/threonine kinase activity. Gene Ontology annotation, biological process: regulation of MAPK cascade; intracellular signal transduction; protein phosphorylation. The transcript is spliced from 4 exons. The record is from RefSeq and is a predicted model, not a curated record. Bases 718 to 3336 code for a protein of 872 amino acids. Gene Ontology annotation, cellular component: cytoplasm. Lineage: Eukaryota; Fungi; Ascomycota; Eurotiomycetes; Chaetothyriales; Herpotrichiellaceae.
GUGCCCUUCAGAUCUUUCUCCCUUGUGCUCCGUCCUCCGUGCUACGCCCAUUCACGCCUCGGCCCCAACCCUGCAAGCGAACGGGUCUUCGAAGGGCUGCUGCUGCUGCUGCUGCUGUGACUAUCUUGGUCUCUGGUGACUGGUGACCGGUGACUGGUGAGUGGCUGCUGCGCGCCUGUCGCUUGUCCUUGUUGGGAAAAAGAGAAAGAGAAAGGCGAGAAAUAUCACCAGCACGCGUCACUCAUUGGUGCUUUGCUUGGUUCUUCGCCCUGAUUCACAGGAACUAACUGGACUAGAGGCCCUUGAAGCCCUGGAUGAGGCCUGGAAGCUGGAGCCUGAGCCCGAGCCUGAGCCUGAACCUGUGCCUGAGCCCCGAAGCACCUCAGAACCUGAAGCCUGAAGUCUGAAAGCCUGGCGCCAGACACCCGGGGCUGCAAAAGCUAAGCUGAGCGCUGAGCACCAGCUCAGUUCCCCAUCUGGCAUCUGCCGCUCCCGCUGGCCUUCAGUUAAACCCUUAGCACCAUUAGUGGCUCGGGCUGUCCACCUGGCGCCCAUCUGGCACCCACCUGGCACUUGCUGCCCGCUUUUCUUGGUUCCCUCCAACUGCCAGUGCGCAGUCUGCAGUGCGCAGUCGACAGUCCAGUGGCACCUGCACCGAAUCCGCAACCUGCACUUGCAACUACUUGCACCUGCCAACCUUCACGUUGACUUGGAGCCAUGGACAACGUCCAUAACACGACCUCCUCCAACCUGACCACCUUCACCUCUUCCAAGCGACGUCGAAAUACUUUGACCAAGAAUCCCCCCCCUUCCGCCUUCCCCUCAAAGGGCUCGCUACGCAAACAACAGUCGUCUGCCGCACUUCAACGGGCCCCGUCAGCUCCGUCCCCAUACCCUCGCAGUCACGACGCCUCACUGUCGUCUCGCGAUUUCCAUCAGAGAACCCAAUCCAGCGCGUUUGCUUCUUCCACAUCCUCGCUUGAACACAGCAGUGGCGCACCGUCCCCCAUCGUCCCUUCAGCAAACUUCCUCGCGUCGUCAGUCAACGGCUACCAGGUGCCGCAACACCUCCCCCUCACGCCCCAGACUUCAGAUGACCGUCACAAGGACUUGAUCGGAGCGCCCUUUGACGCCUCAGGUCUCUUAUCCUCUUUUCAAGCCACCGGGAUGAACGACAAUCAGAAUGCCGGUGCUCAAUCACCAUACCCGCCGCCGUUAACCCAAACCCAUACCAGCCCCGACCUUCGGUCUCAUCCGCUACGGAACUCACAGACCUUUGGGCCUGGAAUGGUGGCUAUGAUGGAAGUGACGCCUCCAAAAUCAGAAAAUGGCACGCUCAGUCCCAAGCGCUUCUCAGGCGACGGCCACACAAAACCGGCCGGCCCAUUUCGCAAGAAGAGCGGCUUCUCCAGUUUCGUCAACAACAUGCUGGGUUCUCCGAGGACCAUCAAGAUCUCAGCCCCAGAGAAUCCUCUGCACAUGAUACAUGUUGGCUACGACAACCAGACCGGGCAGUUUACGGGACUACCUGCGGACUGGCAGAGGAUCCUGGCCGACAGUGGCAUCACCAAAACUGAGCAAGAUCAAAAUCCACAGAUGAUGGUCAACAUCGUCGAGACGUACAAGAACAACCUGGGUGGCAAUGACGACGGGGUAUGGCAGAAGUUCGACCACGCCAAACUCUCCGACUCUCCUCAAAGCAGCAACAGCAGCUACCAGAGUCCAGUGACGCCAAUCAUCGGGACCAGCGUUGCUUCGUACUCCCCCAUGGCUGGUGUAAUAUCACCCCCCGCUAGUCCUCGAUUCCCCCAGAAUCACGAGGGCAGCUUUGAAAACCCUCGCGCCCCGCCACCUGUCCCAAAAGGUCCUCCCGCUAGCGCAAUGGGAAGCAUGAAACCAGGUCAGUCACCAGUGAUGAUGAUGCCCAAUCGGCCUGCUCCGAAACCUCCUGUUCAGAGUCUGCGAGAUAUGGCACCCUCUCGGCCUGCGCCGCCUCCUCCUAUGAGCCGAGACCUACCGCUACGGCCAGUUCAGGAGCCGCCGAAAGCGCAACCGCCGCCAGUCUCUCUACCCAAUACACCAUCAGUUCCCCAAGAAGAAGCUCGAAGUCGGUCCAAUUCGAAAGGACCGAAUGCAACACCGCCGCGCACCCAGCCGGCAAUCCAAUCUCCUGCCCAGUAUCAACAACAGCAAGAACAGGCAAUGCUGCUAGCACAACAAGCCAUUCAGAGUAAACAACUAGACCGGAGUCGAAGCCAGCGUCAAGUUGCGCACGGAGCCCCCGAGGUUCCACCAAAGAUCCUGCCUCAACAAAUCAGCCCCAAUAUUCCACAAGCGCAAUUUGCUGCAGUGACAGCUUCACCAGCCCUCGAAGGAACUCCGCAGGUUGCUGCUGUGCCUCGCCCGCGACAGAAGCGGCAACAAAGCAACAUCGUGGAUGUCACAGCCAGGUUACGAGCGAUAUGCACUCCGGGUGACCCAACCACAAAGUACAGCAACCUCAACAAAAUUGGACAAGGUGCUUCUGGUGGUGUCUAUACAGCGUUCGAAAAUGGCACAAAACGGUGUGUUGCCAUUAAGCAAAUGAACCUCGAACAACAACCAAAGAAAGAUUUGAUCAUCAACGAGAUCAUUGUUAUGAAGGACAGCAAGCAUAAAAACAUUGUCAACUUUAUCGACAGCUAUCUGCACGAGGGAGACCUGUGGGUUGUCAUGGAAUACAUGCAAGGUGGCAGUCUCACCGAUGUGGUGACCUUCAAUGUCAUGAGCGAAGGCCAAAUUGCUGCAGUGUGUAGGGAGACACUCUACGGCUUACAACAUCUGCAUUCUAAAAAUGUGAUACACCGAGACAUCAAAUCUGACAACAUCCUGCUCUCGGAAAGAGGGGACAUCAAGCUAACAGAUUUCGGGUUUUGUGCCCAAAUCAAUGACACUCACAACAAGCGCACCACGAUGGUUGGAACACCAUACUGGAUGGCUCCGGAGGUGGUGACGAGAAAAGAAUAUGGCCGAAAGGUCGACAUCUGGAGUUUGGGCAUCAUGGCGAUCGAGAUGAUCGAGGGAGAACCGCCAUAUCUGACAGAGUCACCGCUGCGGGCCUUGUACUUGAUCGCUAAGUACGGGACACCACGUAUCAAGGACGAGCAAGCACUGUCGCCAGUUUUCCGAGAUUUCCUCCAUUUCGCCCUGAAAGUCGAACCUGAGAAGCGAGCAAGUGCUCACGAUUUGUUACAUCAUCCAUUCAUGCAUAAUUGUGCCCCGCUUUCCAGCCUAGCGCCUCUUGUUCAGUCAGCGAAAGAAAGCAGAGCCGCCGAGAAGGCCAAUAGAGGCAACUGAUGGUUGUGCUGGUCUGAUUCUUGUACAAUUACUAUGACCACGUGUGAUUGAGACGAGCCCUUAUCCGACUUGCCUGUGUUUUUGGACAGACGCGACCUUACACUCGGCGAGAUUUGCUGUCGGCCCCUUGCGCCGGAGUGUUAUAUGCUCAUUUGCAUCCUUCAAAAUGCAUUGUCAACUACCAGAUCAAGACUUGGGAAGAGGCGAUUUACUAGACGCACCGCAACGGAACUUCUUUUCGACACGGGACCCAUCGAGGGUUGCCCACGUCCAUUUACGGGUAUUCUUUUUUCUCGCGCAGCGUUCUCUGCAGGCUGUCAGCUUGCCGUUGCUUUUACGACUUUUAAGGAAACAUUAUGAUCAGACGAGCGGGCAAAGGAGUUUUGUGGAAUAUGGGCAAAGGUCAAUGGGCAAUGAAAGGGUCGGGCCCGUCUGGUGGCUACGCAAUUCCGGGACGAUAGUAUGUAGAGGUCUGAAAAGCCGAGAUGAGCGAGGAAUUUUGACCUCUAGUGUAACAGCAAGGCAGAUGAGCCAUGUAGACGAGAGAGCUCCUCGAAAUAAAGAGCUUCCAUUUUGUGUGUA